Messenger RNA from Xyrichtys novacula (pearly razorfish), 17479 nucleotides. The record is from the annotation of a GenBank genome assembly. Lineage: Eukaryota; Metazoa; Chordata; Actinopteri; Labriformes; Labridae.
CAUCUAGCGGGAAAAGCCUGUGACUCCGACCUCUUGAACUGAUAAACAGCUGAACAGUUCAGGAUUCAGUUCAAUUCAUAGCUUCUGGGACCGGGAGACGAGAAUGUUUGGCUGUGUUGCUUUGGCAAACAGGUUUGUAAAAAUGAACUCUUUUAUAAGUCAUUAUGUUUUGGUAUGCUAUUUGUCAGGUCUGCUCGGUAAGUUGGGGCCAGUGAGUGAUUCGUUCACUGAACAUGCACCGUUCCCUCGCAAACCGCUGCAAUGAUAGUAUGCUGCGGGAUUGAUGCACUACUUGUUACACGCUGUGUCCUAUUGUGUGCAAGUUGUUGUGGUGGCAAUUUAGCAGUGGAAAAUAGGGUAGUUUUGUCUGACAAAAAUGAUUCCGAUUCGUUCACCAAGUGAUUCAGACGUUGGUGCAUGUGGUUCCUCGUUCGCCGGCUGCUGGCCUGGCAAUGCUGAGAAACGAACGAAUCACUCGAGGGAGUAAUUCGGUUCAGUACGCUCACUUAAAAGUUUCGGUUCUCUUGAACGAAUUGUUCGCGAACGACAAAACACUAGAGCCUUCUUGGAACAAAUGGCUCGCCGUACUCCGGUGACGUCACCGCCAUCUGAUGUUUGGAUUGUUUAGGCGGGGUUUUCAACUCUCGUCUGUUCGGAUUAUCGAUUCAUUUUGUAAAUAGUCGCCGUCCGUUUGCGAAAUAUGGAGCGGUAUGUCCUAAGAUGUGACUUAAGUUUUACUCUGUAACUUAAAACACUCAUCUAAUAACACUUUAGAUACAUGUUUCGUUUUUUGACUCAGUCAGCUGCCGUUAUAAGCUACAGUUAGCCAAUGCUAGCUAACUAACCGUCGAUCUAAACUUUGUUUCAACCCGUAGAUUUACGCGGAUAAAGCUUCAUAGUUUGACAUUUGGGCUCAUUUAGAAAAACACAGUAAAUCUUUAAUGGCGAGUGGGGUUUUGUUUUAAGGAGAUACUGAACGAACCUGCUUGUUAUCAAGCUAAACUCACAUUCCCGUGUAACUUGUCUGUUUACGCCUGUUCGCUGCGGCCGAAGCUGCUUUUUAUUGUCAGUUUAAAAAUACAAUCGCUGUGUUACUCAUGUUUAUAUUUUGCUGUACGAACUGAAAAAGGCGAAGGAUUAACGCUCAGUAAUUUUAUUUCUUCGUUAUAACUUGUGUGCAGUGGAAGGAUGAGUCGAGCUACAGGCAGACAGUCGGAGCUGCCAAUGCGAGUGCAAGACAGCAACAGGAUGAGCAUGAUGUAUGCGACCCCUCAAAGGUUAGUACGAAGUCAAUUCUAUAAAAAGAGAGUUUAAAAGAUCAGUUUGUAUGGAGGCAUACGACUUUCCUGUGGAGAGAGUAUUGCACAGAGUCUAUACUACAGUGUGGACAGAUGUUUAUUCACUCCUACAAAUUAUUGACCACAUCAACACAAAAAAAUGAAAUACUUCACUGUUUACGGGUCAGUGACAAGUAGGGGUUUGCAUCAUGAGUGAUUCAAAAAUGUUCUAAUAAAUUGUUGUAAAAGUUUGCAUUAGAUUUGCAGAGAUGUUUAUUUUGUAUUUCUGUUGGUUUCAUAUAAUUUCAAAUAGCAUUUAAACCUAAGGGAGGGAGGGGGGAUGGAGGCCAAGAAGGCGUUGAGUUGGAGGGAUGUGUGUGAUUAUUCUUCAUGUAUGUGUGUGUGUAAGCCCGUGGCAUUGUCUCCAUCUCAGACAUGACAAUAUGACAAAACUUUUCACUGGAACUGUAUUUAUUGAUAUGUAUUUAGCUUUUAGUCAUAUAUUUCUGAUACAGCUCUAUCAUAUGAGGACAAAUGAGAAACACAAGUGGCAGCUUGUUAAAGAUUUUGUCAGUGAAGUUUAUCUCUGUGAUCACACUUUUCUUACAUUUCAGUAAACAGCCGUCAUUUGGAAAGCUUGGCAUACCCAAACCACAGUCUGGGACCUCUGAGAGACGGACCAGCUUCUUUGGGGGCCGGUAUGUGAACAAUAUUCAAAAGCUUGUCUAACAUUGAAGUGUAGAGAACAGAGAACAAACUUUAUGUAUCAAAACCGUUCAGCCUUUAAUAAAUAACAAUUAUUUACAUGUCAAAUAAGGCAAAUACACUGUACUGAAUAAUGGCAGUCUAUUUUGUGACUGAGUCUUUUGCUUUUCUAUGAAGCAACUUCUACAUACGGUUCUUAAGACAUUAAAUGAUCAAACUUGUUCUUUCAUGUCAGUCAACAAAGUUGUCAUAUUGUGUGAAUGUUUCAACAGCAGGGCCAGUGGAGCCAGCAUGUCUCGCAACAGCAUCAUGUCAGGGUUCGGUGGAACUGAGAAGAUCAAAGAUGCGAGACCCCUGCAUGAUAAAUCUUUUGUCCAGCAGUGUAUUAGACAGCUGCAUGAGGUACAGACACUCUAUUUCUCUCUUUCUUUGUUUUACCGCAACUGUUAAUGAUGCUAGGACCCAACUUAACGUGGAGUUACAAUGUAGACCGGUAAAAUAAUACUGCAGGAUAGCUGUAUGUGUGAAUGAGAUUCUGUAUUUCUAACCAGUCAGAUGUUCUUUUCUCAUUUAUUGCUCCAGUUCUUGACAGAGCAGGGUUACCCAGGCACUCUGGCAGCUAAAACCCUCCAGUCUCCCUCGACCAAGGAGUUUGUAAAGAUGUUUGAAUUCAUCUACCGCCAGCUUGACUCAACUUUUGAAAUGCCAAACUCAAAAGUUGAAGAGGAGGUUCCAGCUAUCCUAAAAGCCCUGAGGUAUCUUUAAGUUUCAAUUAGUAUUGUACAUCUGAAUGUUUCUAUGAUGUAAUAAGUGUCUCUUAGCUCACAUUGAUAAUCAAUAAAAGAUGUUAACUGAAAAAGCAAAAGAUAAGAGGGCAUGUAAAAACCUCAUCAUUUGUAGUAUUCCUUCAUGUUGUUGUGUAGUUUAAUUAACGUGGCUGACAGUCUUCAUGUUUUCUGCAUAAGGUACCCAUUUGUUCUCUCCAAGUGCUCCAUGUACUCUGUUGGGGCUCCACAUACCUGGCCCCAGGCCCUUGGUGCUCUUAUGUGGCUGAUUGAUAACGUGAAGGUGAGAUGCAAACCAGUUAUUGAUUAGAGUUCAAUCAAUCUGAUCUAAUUCUUGUGAAUUCAGGUUAAGUAAGUUUAGAUUGAUCAGUGCGUUGUUAUUUUGUGUUUCUGCCUGUUAGAUUAACUGGAGUUUGAGUCGUCAGGAGCUGCUGUUCAGUGACUUCUGUGAAGAUGGUGACAACAUCGAGGAAGGAGCCGAGUAUAAUAAGGUAUCCUGACAACUUAUAACAGCACCAAGAUGGAUAGCAACAAGCUGUGUUUCUUCUUGAUGUUGUUGUUCUUCUAUUUCAGUUUAGUUCAUGUAUUAUUGUGCAGUCAUGGUUUAGAAACAGUCUAACUUUGAACUUUUCAUUCGUAUGUUCUUGCAGCUUUUCCUGGACUACACAGCUGAGACAUACUCCAAGUUCAUGCAGGGCGAUGACACUUUUGACGACGAGGAUGAGGCCUUCCUGAAUAAAUUAAGUAAAUAAUUAUGGCUUUCAUUUGACAAUAAACUGGUUUCUUUUCAUAAAAAGAAGACUUAUCCCAAAUCCAGAUAAAUCAUCCAGAAGUGUGUUUGUGUUUGUCUUGACAGAGAGACUUUACAACGUCGAUGAGGCCGUGCUGAGCUCGAUGGAGGAGAGGCACAGAAUUCUGAGCGAGGAGGUUGAACAACUGGAGAAGGAGAGCCAGACGGUCAGAAGGCCAAACACUGACAUAACCUCUUUGCAUACAGUCUAAAAGAAGCUGUUCAAAAGUUUUUAUAGUCAUGUUGAAUGCGAGUUAACAUCCUUUAACAAUAGUUCCAAAACAAACGGGAUACUUUUGAUGGAUGAAAAACAAGUUGUACAAAAGUUUUGUCCUUUCCUUGACAGGACCGACUGAUGACCAAGAGAAUGGAGAAGGUGAAGCUUCAGGCCGAUCUCAAGAAACUCCAAAGUUACAGAAGCAGCCUGGAGACUUUUAAAGCCAACCUGGAGAACAAAGCUGCAGAACUGAAGGAUGAGCUGGAGACCAACGGUAGAUACGCCUCAUGUUAAUGUUCAUGUAAACAUGUCACUGUGACAUAACUGGGUAUCAUUGCCAUCAAUCUUUAUCAGUUGAAGUCUACACUCCAAUUUAUUUAAGAAGAACCUGCCAGACAAUUUUAGGACUAUCAAAACAUCUCCACAUAGCAGCUUGAUUUUUGGUAGCUGAACGGUAUUAAUUAUACCGAGUUAUCUGAGUGUCACAAAGCAGACAGUAAUGUGGCCUUAGAAAGUUGUUUUUUGUGUUUUCUACAAAAGUUUAAUUUUUUCUCUCUGUGUUUCCGCAGUCAGUCACCUGGAGUCUCUGAAACAUGAGAGAAAUGAACUGCAAAACCUCCUGCAGAACCAGAAGUUUACUCCAGCUGAUGUGGAGAGGAUCAACAGAGAGAAGAGGGAACUCCAACAGACCAUCUCCAGUCACAGCAAGUCUCUGGAAGACGCCGAACAGCACAAGUGGAACGAGGAGAUCGCCCUGGCCAAAGUUAAAGAGAAGGUAUGUAUUUAAGUGAACUGAAAACACAUUUGGGAGUCAUAAUGGAUGUAAUGUGUAUAUCCCACACAUUUUGACCUGACUGUGCUUCUUGUUUGCUUCACGCCUGUCCUCUCUUGUUAUUUCCCUCAAUCUAAGGCGGAGUUGAAGCUCACGGAGUACCACAAGCUGGCUCGUAAGCUGAAGCUGAUCCCAGUGUCUGCAGAGAACACCCGUGGACACGAUUUUGAGAUCAAGCCAUUUGAAUGUGGACCGGGUAACAUGGUUCAGAAUAAAACACAGAUACAGGUACGUCAAGCCUACUACAGGAUUUACAAUGGCUUUUGAUUUAGCUCAGUAUAUGGAGGACUAACUCACUGUUCUCCUGCCUGAUAUUUGAACUUAUUCAGUUGUACUGUAGCUCCGGGUUUGUAUAUUAUCAAGCUGCAAGAAGUGAAAGAUUUUGAAGUGCGAUGUAGGAUUUCUUAGUGCCUGUUCUGAUCGUUCGUUUUCACUGCAGAUGCUCCUGAAAAAGCUGGUGAGUGAUGUGGAGGAGGAGAACAGUCGACUCGCCAACUCAAAACUCAGUCUGGAGGAGUCUUGUGAACAGGUAACAAAACUGUGUUCUGUAAUAUUUUUUUUUCAGUGUCUCCUCAUGCUGAAGAUCAUGAGGAGGAGAAAAUAUCAGAGUUGUAGAUUUAGUAGAGUUGAAUUUGUACACAACACUUGCGGCAGCUUUGUAAUGAACGUUUUUUUCCUCCUUGGUUUUAAAGGUGAAUUGUUACAUCAUGGAGAAGUCGAAUGACCUCAAACAGCUGAGAGAGCAGAUUCGUAAGCUGGAUGAACAGUUGGAUUCUGACAUGCAGGUAAAGUCCAUGUAGUUCAAGUUUCUUUGUGUUGGUAGAAAUUCCAUACUUCUUCAUGAAUUUUAGACAAGAGUACAUUUAUUUUUUUUUAGCAUUUUUAUCUCUUAAGUGGAAAAACAUGAUGGAUAACUGUUCAAACAUGUGAAUUUCAUUAAGAACUACAAGUAAACUGAAAUUUACCAAUGAUGGGGUGUUCUUUAGGAACUGGUCAGAGAGGAACAGGACUGGGCAGAGGAGAUGGAGUCAGUGGAAAACCAUCGAAAGCUUCUGGAGAAGAAGGUGAAUUAUGGUUACGACGAGGCUGUGCAACAACUGAAGGCAGCACAACAACAGUGAGUGACCGACAACUACACAUUCAUCAGCAGUAACUGUGUCUGGGUUAUGUCAUCCUGAUUAAAAACAACAACAACUACAAAACGUUCUUUGUUUUGCAAUCCAGGUACCACCUGGUGCUGCAGGAGACCAAUGAGGAGAGGAGAACAGUGGCCAACAAUCUUGCUUCUGUAUUUACCACAGCAGCAAACCACCUGUCGAUCACAGAGGUAACUAUCAGACGUCUCUGCACUUAACUCCUGUAAAGUUAAAGGGGGAGGGGGGUAUACAUGUAUAUUUCAUGUUUAAUUUAAGACUGAAGACAGUAUCGUUAUUGAUUAUUACAUCCUGUGGUUUCUGUCCAAUAGAAAUGUCUGGAGGACCUUCACAGCAGAGUGCAGCGUGUCUGCUCUAAAGCAGUCGAGGAGGAUGAGGCAGCUGUGCAGAAGUUGCGUGACACUCUGAAGAGCUUCAUGUUGAAUGCGAACAGUUUAUGAGGUGAGGUCUUCAGGUCUGCUGGAUGGAGCAGAGUUCAGAGACUAUGUUUGAGGUUGGGCCAUCAUUUCUGAGUUUGUUCGGACUUUGAAAUGAUCACCUCAUUCAUUACAUUUUUAUUAAUAUGUUCUUACCUAUUUUUGAACUGCGUGACACCGUGACUCUUAUUUUAGAUGAACAAAAAACCUGUUUGUGGUCUCAGUAUCUUCUUCAUAAGUUAUUCUGAUGUUAAGAUUAGCAGAAAUGUCUGUCAGCCUCCCCAGAAACGUUGUCAAUACAAAAACUGAAGUUGAGAAAUCUUUAUACAUACUAGUCGCCUUUUUUUUUACUGAAGUUUUUUGUGUCUUGUGCCAUUCUGUAUCAAUGCUUUUAAUUUUAUCAACUAACAUUCAUAAGAAAAUAAAAAAAAAAUUAAUUAUCUUUUUACUUGUGUUUAAAGAUCGCUCUUCCUUUCGUAGCUAGAUUGAUACAAUGAAAAAUAUCUGAAAUGUGUUUGUUUUUCACCAAGGAAUAUGAAAACACAACCGAUAACUGUUUGAACCCCAACUUUCUUUCUGGAUGUGGUCAUGUACUGAAGUGGAUAGCUGGAAUUUUCUCAGGCCACUAGAUGGCAGCACAAAACACAGGUUUGAAAAGUGCUCAGGUUAAAUUAGAGUGAUUUUUUUUCACUGUUGUAUUAACCUAAAUUGGCACCAAAUGCAUGUAGGUUUGUCUCUUACUCUCUUACUUGCUUCAGUUUUAGCAGAAAACUUCGCCUCCUUUUAUUAAACAGAUAAAAACGUAUUUACUUGAAUUCUCUGGUGUUUGAGUUGGUUUGAUCGUGCUGAUUGAUUAAAUUAAUCUUAAUCUCAAUUAAUCUAAUUGAGGCAUUAAAUCACGUACAGUUUUGUUUUUCAUUUUACGAGCCCAAAAACUGAUCUGUCUUUUUUUUAUCUUUUUAAAUGAGGAUUUUUAAAGUAAUACAAACAUUGACAGCAAUAGCAUGUGAAAAUAAAAGAUUAAAUUCAUUUGUGUACUUGUUAAACAUUAAAACAGCAGGAGGUGAAACAGCCUCAUCUCCAUCCAGUCAUAACUGAAGACAAUAAAAGCUUUACAUACACAGUUUCUGACAAUGUGAAACCAACAAGUCAGGUAGCGUGACUUUCAUUUCUGUGUCAUUCAGUUGUUUUUACAGUAUGACCAGACUUUGAAAUAUCAGCUACUGACAAAAACCAAAAAACUGACAGACUGAAAUUACAUUGUGAGUUUAGGAGAAAAACAUGUCUGGGGAAGGAGAGUUUAUGGCAAAGUCACUUGGCUGAGGUAAUAACACUGUUGAUGAGGGCACAAAGAGGGGGUGAAAAUAUCACUUCACAAUGUCUCUUAUUUCAUGAUUCACAUCAGUCAUCAGAGGAGUUUCUUUCUUUUUUUGCUUUUUUGUACAGAUAUGAUGAUUUACAGUAUCUUUUUAUUCCAUAUCAAAGGCUCAAUACCAAUGAAGAGACUAAACCAAAAAGGUAUGGUUUGAAUGAGUGUUAGUGAUUACAGUACGCUUAACAUUCACAAAAUGAUCUGAACCUCAUCCACUUGUGAAAUCUUCCCACAGAGCAUUUUCUGCACAAAGCGUUGCAAACAAGGCUGGAGUGUCAUCCUGGGAUUUGGGGGGAAUGGAUUGCUUUAGUCUAAGAACUUCACAUCAUGUCAAUACAGUAAAGUCAAAGAAGCUUUUACAAGGGGAACGUUUGAAAAUCUGUCAGUGCUGCAAGCGUGAGAGAAAUGUUUUGGCAGAUGUGAUGAGGAGAGAUGAGGUGAUUGUGAGGGGCUCCGGGUAGAAAGAGGGAAUGAAAAAUGUGAUGGAUAACUUCCACCUCUAGCAGGGGCAUCCCCUCCUCUGGAUGUGUGUGUGUGUGUGUGUGAACGGGAGGGGGUGCAGAAAGUCAGAGGAAAGCCUGGUACCAUGUGUUAACAGCUACAGACCCUUAAUGCAACCAAACAGGGCUGACCUGGCUGUGUUUAUCAGAUCCCAAAUGGACAGGUGGCAUCCAUAAAAGCCAUUUUACAAGACUUAUGAGUGUGUGUAUGUGUCUUUGCAUGUGUGAGAAAAUGAAUGUCAUGAUUUGUGUAUCUUUGCUCUCCCAGAGGCAUGUACAAGGUGGCCUGCGAGUGUGUGUGUGGCUCUGUGAAAGGAUUAGCGUGUUUUUUUCUUCCAAACCUUUUUCCAUAAUUGUUUUAUUUUUGUUUUCCUGUUUUUUGUUUAUGUGAUUUCUCAGCGAGUGUGCGUGUUUGCCGUUCUCCCGUGUCGCCUGUGGCCUUUAGCCUGCUCAGUCCUGUGUUAUCCUGGGUCACUGCAUUCAAAGACAUGCACCAUGAAUUCUUAAUACACUGUGUGUUCCUGCUCUCACACGGGAAGUCCAUACAACGAGACUGAGGGCAGAAGCUGAACUUAUCCAGGACUCUGUUUGUUUGUAACUUUCAGGGCCUUUUGAGAAAAGGGAGAUGUAAGGAGGAGGAUAAGCAACUCUCAGGUGCCAAGAAAAGAAGACUUAAAAAAACUGAAUUCUCCUCCUCUCCCUUGCCUCAUGCCCUAGAAAAAAAAAGUGUGUUAUUGCUUUACCACAAGUCUAAGAAACAAGUUCACAUAGUAAAGCAGAGAGGUGCUAAUGCGGGUCUUAUUAUGGGUUAAUCUCACCAAUCCACCAUCACAGUGAUCUGUUUUACAGAUGUGGAUAGCAGGAUAACUGAAGGGGAGUUUAAAGAGAGAAAGCUCUCUCCCCACUAUUUUCUUUAUCCCAGCUCCCUGUAAAAACACCACUGUGUGGAGCUGAAAUCUGUCUCCCUUAGAUCGACAUUAUGACUUGCUCUGGCAUUUUUAUUUCUCUUCCAGCCACUAAUUGUCUCCAGAUUUAGAAGACAAAUCUACUUCUGCUUUGGCUGUACUCAAAACACGCACAGACGUGGUGACGCAACAUUUGUAAUAAGAUUCAGAUUUGGAAAAAGCUGCUUUUUGCACAGGAGAGACAAUUGUUUAAAUUUUGAUCAGAACACAGUCAUUGACAGAAAUAGUACAUGUUGCGCAGGCUUUUUGACAAACAGUUUGCUUUGUGCUUUAUUUUCUUUUUUAUAGCUGUUCGUCUGCACUUUUGCCAGCUUACAGCUAUGUGCAGGUUUCCUAGAAGUCGAGUUCUGGUUCUGGUUAAACCUGGGUCAAACGGGUUAAAGAUGAAGACUUCAAAAUGAAAGUACAACGGCUCGGACAUCUUUGCACAGAAAUAUACAAAUGGAGAUUAAAAAAUGCAUACAAGUAACUUGUUGUAGUAUUUCUCAUUCAACUUGUCUUUUUGAAUGAUUUCUUUUUUCGUAAAGUCCCACUCGUAUCUUUUUUUUUUCUUUUUUGUUCUCAGUGGUCUUUAAAUUGUCAUUAUGAAGUUUUUAGACAAAAAUCACAUUACCUGUUUCAUUUUCAAGGGCUUUUCUUGUGCAGAGCUCCAGUAGAUCAUUAGCAAUUCACCUCUGAGUCGUGGGCGGAGACAGCACUGCGCUACACACUCCUCUUCAUGCUAGCUUGUGGCCUAACAUUGCCAGUGUAGCAGAAGUGGCAGGUAACAUAGAAGCUAUUCAGCUCUCGGACACUAACGUCUUUGGGGGCAUGAUGAAAGUUAAUAUCAUGAUUAGCUUUCUAAUGAACAUUGCGAUCGUGCUCUCUACUUCUUGAAGUCUGGCGCCUGAGGUGGAGAUUGGACUUGUGAGACAGAAAAUCCUUCUGUGUCUGAACCUGCCGUUUGGGUUCACAGCAAUUUGAAUGAAGAAAUACUCACAAAUGCUGGUUUUGCACUUAGUUUUCUCGUAUGUCCUCUCGCAUCAGAAAAAUGCCAUAUGAACAUGUAGACAACAAGAAAAAUAUGAUUUUCAUCUGAGAGGGUCCUUAACUGAAAACAUACAGUGGUGCUGUUUAACAGGUGUGUUUCUUUUGUCUCCCUGCCAUGAAAAGUACUGCUGUGUGGUUCCUCCUUGAUUACGUGACAUUAAUUUUAGCUUUGGCCUGUUACUCAACUGACAGUGUAGCACCAAAAGAAAAUGUCUGUUUGAGAAGACCAUUUUUUAUCCAGGUCUAACUGUACUGUCUACUUCAAGUUUGGGAACGACAGCUUUUAUCAUCAGCUCUCUCUCUGCUCCUGAUGCACGUGUGAGUCUGAGUGCUUCCCUCUUGUUAUGCUUCUUUUGCUGACAAUGUGCCGUGUUGACUUUAUGGCAGCUUCCUGUGUGACUGCAGAGCAUGUUGACAGUUUCCUGUGUAUUCAGCCCCAGACUGAAGAGCUGUAAUCAGGACUCUUUUUUUUUUUUUUUUCUGUGAAUAAUAGCAGCGAUGAGUGACCGGUUUACACACAGCAGGUUUUUCCAUCUUAGCUCACUUAUAAUUCAGCGAAGGCAUGAAACAUCAGAGUUUCUGAAAAACAUUAUUCUUCUGUGUCAGGAGGAUUUAUCCACAGCAUGCGCAGUGUGAGUGAUCCAGAAAACAACCCAGAAAAUGUGUCCCACAGUGAUGCUGCAAUCAUGUAGGGCCACAAAAACUUGAAGGAAGAACAGCUGGAAACUUUGAUUUAACACUUGAUGGUUUUCUGCUCUGUGGUGUACUCCCUUACUCCAAGGAUAAUGUACAAAUCUCCUCAAAUCCAACAUAUCCAUUUUGUCCCUAUAAGAUAAAAUUCAUGUAGCAUACAAAAUUAUAUUCUCUGACUUUAAUAGAUGAGGGGAAACAUGAUCAAGAAACAUCACAGUAUACAUGUAUUAAAAUGAAUAGACCCUUACACAUACCCUAAGACUGAAAUGUUCAAUGUAGAUCAGGUAAACAUAAAAUUUGUUGCAAACUAGGCUGUGAGGGAAACAGGUUAUUUGAGUUUUUGUCUCCAACCUCUCCAUCGUUUCUAUCAAUGCAACAUGUUAUAUCACCUGUGAUGAACUCCUGGUUUGUAUUACCUUUGGCGCCCCCUCUGGACGUACCAGUCUUUCAUUAUUCUUUUCUGUAUAUUUGUCAUCAAUGUUUUUUUUUUAUUAUUUAAAAAAAUCUGAUGCUGUCUUGUAACAGAUUUAUCAUUCAUAGAGAGAACAUUUGUCCCAGAACAGGUAAAAAAAAAGCUGUAUCUGCAGCUUGAAGUCCAUUACAUAAGAACUUCCAUCAGACCUGUAUUCAGCCUGAACAGCAUCUGUCUUUCCCUGAUGCCAGAGCACAGUGUGCAUCAGUUUUCACAGCAGUUACAGUUUGAGUAAGACAGAAAGUUAGACUCUAAAAACUGAUUUAAGCAUCCCUUAAUUUUCAAAAUAAAACACUAUCUUGAAGACAGGUCGUAUUUCAAUCAAGAAACUUUUCAUGAUGAGCAGAGCAAGAUGGAGCCAAUGGUGUUAGACUUAAAGAACAACUCCUACUUUGGCCAUCCACCUUAAAGGGAUGUCAGGCGUGAAAUUAAGUUAGGGUCAAACACACCGUAACACCGAGUAAGACACUGCGUCGAGAGAUUAAGGUUGCUGACUGCUUGCUUCUUAUACCAACUAUAGUAACAACCGCAUGAUAGUAAUACACAGCGGACCCAGGAUCCAUGCGCUCAACCCAAACACCACUCUAUAGCCACAAAUAAUGCUCAGAACAGCACCUAUCUUCAUCAACAGUACAUACAGGGUCCCAGCCACAGCACUAGCCACCAAACAUCUUUUUAGAUUUGCCUGAUUUCUUUAGCAAAGAGACUAAACACAACUCACCCACUCUCUUCCAGCAGCUGCUUGUUUGUAUGGAGACCUCACGCAAGUCCAUUAUCACAGUGGGGGGACACAGCUCAAGGAAGAACAUUUAUGAUCAUUUUUUUAUCAGACUGAGACGCUGAGGCAGAAGAGCUACCGCGUCUGUAGUGCAAAUUGAUUAAUAUGGUGAUUAUUACUUCAAGAAAAUGAUGUGUUUGGUCUCUUUGCUAAAGAAGAAGAGAAGCUAGAGAAGCAAGUAGCAACAUUAAUCUCUUGACAGGGUGUCUAACUCGUCGUUAAGGUGUGUUUGACCCUAACUUAAUUAUAUGCCAGAAUAUCCCUUUGUCACUUUUUUAACCAUUGCUGUUGUGUGCAUCUUAAAUGUUGAAGCACACCAGACACAUUACACUAAUCAACAUUUUAUUUCCUGAUGUGGUAACCCCUUGUUUGAGUUACAUCCUCUGCACUGUGUUUUAGGGUACUUUCCACCACAUGGCAAAACUUAAGGCCAAAUAAACAUGUUGUGUUCUUCUGACUUAAACUUGUUUUUAAAGUUAGACUUUCCGGGUUUUUCUGCAGAGGAUAGAGGGUAGGAAAGCAGGAGAGAGUAGUAGGGAGGCUGGAAUCAGACCCAUGCCCCCACUUGUGGACAAUAGCCUCUCUUCUUGGGGAAAUGAUUUGCCCACUUGGCUAAACGGGUGCUCCAUGACGCUACGUUUUUAAUGAUUCACAGGGAAAAGUGGCUUUUAAAAAAAAGGACGUCCUGGUCUGGGUGUGCGUUCAUACAACCCUGUGUGUGCCAACCAACAGAAUACACUUGCCUGGAUUUGUGUAAGAACUUAAUUGCGUUUGAGCUUAUGGCCAGACUAUCUGAACAUGAGAUAUCAGAUUUCCAUCGGUUCUGUCUUUGCUCACCCAGGUCUGAAUGGGGGCAAUUAAGGAACUAUGAGGGGUCAUAAGAGGGUCAUUGUGGGCUAUGGAAGGUUAUGGAGGGGUUAUAAAGGGUCUGUGAGUCAGAGUUUUGAACUGUUUGCUCUCUGUUUUUGCUCUGUGAGUCAUUUUCUGGCUUAGUAAGAUCCAUUUCAGGGUCUGUUCACCUCAGGGGGGGUAACAGAUGUCAGUUUGAGGAUAAGAGGCUUGUAAAUAUAUUGUGUUGGUAUUUUAGGGGCUCUUGCAGACAUGUUUGGAUAUGAUUAUGUGCUAAUGACUUCAAUUUUUGGUGGUUAUGUUUUAUAGUCAUCAAACCCACUUUCCAUUUGCUCACUCGGAGCUCAAACUGAUGUUUUACAUACGUGAAGGCUUCUUCGUUUUCAUUCUGUUUUUCUAUCAGAGAGCUCUUCUGGAUGUACAGUGUCCUCUGCAGCAUUUGGUCUGUUUACUUCUUUGCACUCUUUACUAUGCAGGACAAAACUAUGUGAUCAUACACAGUGACGCUCAGUUCAAAUAUUUAGAUUUCAUUGAGGUGUAGAUCAUUUCGUUUCUUAAAACAGUCCCUAUAUCUUUUCAUUGUCAUGCUGAGAAUUCUCCUGGAAGAUCAGCAAAUGCAACUAUAAAGGAAGAAAGCAUGCAUAGGCGUUAGAAAACUCAAAUUGUUUUAGUAUUCUGACGAAUAAUAGACUAACAUGCUCACAUAUGGUUUGGUGGUACAUUGUAGUGUUCUUUUUCUAUAUAGCUUGAGUUGGAGAAUGGAUGUGGUUUGUUUUCACUACUUAGAUUACAAUUCAUUUGACUGUCAAAAAUCAACAGGAUGUAACUUUUUUUUUUUUUCGCCACACAGAGGACAAGAUGAGUAAAACCUGCUUUGCCCAUAGGGGGCGCCAAAUAUGACACAAACUUACAUUUUCUACGAGAGCCUUAAGGAACCACCAUGUAAACCUAUGCUUGAGUGGCUAAUACAGGCUUGUGUACACUAUGUAAAGGCCAAAAUAGUUUUUGUUUAAUAAAAAAAUGUAGUUGUUCUUUUGGUAAAAAUGCAGUUUGUUAAACCACCUAAAUAUCUACAUUUAAUUAUGAGUAUUUUCAGUUGACAGUAAAUAUUAGUUAGAAGGAAUAUGCCUGUUUAUGGCUUGAUAUUCAACACACUCAAGACUUAUACAGUGACAAACUGAUAAGAAACACUUAAGCACCACUUUUAAUAUAAUCAGUCUUUAUUUAUAUAGCACUUUUCAUUCACAACCAUGUAGCACAGAAAUAGCAGUAAAAAGAAUAGGAGUAGAGGAACCAAGAUAUACCCAAAUCUACCCCAGCCCAACCCUUCAUUCACACCCCACGAUCUAAUUACAACAGAAACAGUAUUAAAAUGCAUAAACUUGAUUACGUGGAAACAGGAAUGUGUGCAAAUUUGUGUGGAAAUCACAUCCAGUAACAUAAUUAGAGAAGACAAUUAAAAACAAUUGUCAAAAAUUUUAAAUUUCAAUGGUUAGAAAUGCUAGGACAGUUCAGCAUGGUAGAUGCUUACUGUGCUGGAUCCUGAAUACAGCUCGACAAGUUAAUAAGUGAAGACAGAACAUGACCAAAACCAAACUGAUUUCUCUUUUAUUCUUGUUUCCUUUCUUUUCUUUUCUUUCCUCUUCUUCUUUUUUUUCUUUUCUUCUCACGCUUCAACAACAUCCACUGUUUUCCCUUGAGGAGCAACGAAUUUAAGACAUUUCAACAACUCUAGAUGUGUCUUAUUUAUGAAGCGUAACUGCUGUUAGGGUGAAGAAGUCAGAAGUUCUCACCACAGAUCCUUUGCAUACCACUGAGGUGUUUAUGGAGGAAGUGAGAGGUUCCUCCCUUUAACACCAGGGAAUAUACAGACACACACGCACAGAGGUACUUGUGGAUUUACACCUACAAACACAGGGGGCUGCAGACAUCAGGCUGAAAUCUGCACUAAUACACAGGGGGGCAAAAGAGAAGACGAAAACAGAAGGACCCAAGUCUGUCGACGUUAAUAGAUGAGGAAAAAGGGACAUCAAAAGGCAGGGGCACAUGUCCAGGAGGAAAAAGUGGGAGUGAAGGGAUAGAUGAUGGAGGUGGAGAAAGAUACAAGGAAAGAGGGAUGGUAGAGGAGAGGAGAUGGAUAAAGGAAGGCAUGCUGUUUCCUCAUGUGGGGAGAAUAAAUAGUGAGUUAGUGGUCUGGUUUGCCUCCUGGGGUCUUGGACACAUAUGCUUGCUUACACACACACACCCACACACAAACCACUACUGUGUUUACAAUGGAGAUUAGAGCAGCUCUACUCUGUACCUCAGCAGAGCAGAGCCAUGUGUUUAAAUGAUGAGAGGAAUGUACACUGAUGUAUGGGCAAAGUAUGCUAUGUACAUGUUUUGUCAUUUGUAACCUUCAUGACUCCUGCAGGGACAGGUGUAUAUUUAUUCAUGUUACUCUUGAAUUUGUGUUUUUCAUGUUAGGUGAUGCAGUGUUCCCUGUGGGUGGAGUAGUAACAUGAUAAAAGACCUUACACUUGGAUAAUUAGUUAAAGAUUAUUACAACCACAGCUGUUUAAGGUUGCUAUUUGGCGGUGCUAUGAGAGCAAACGUUUGCUUUUACACUGUUCUUAAAUGCCAUGUGGCUCCCUGAUGGGCUGAAUCAGUCUAUGAUGUGAGAGUCACUCAUGAAUACUGAUGUUUUUGCAGCUCAGUUUGAUAUUUUUUUUUUACAUGGCUGUUAUUCGUAUUAAUGCCUUUUCAUGAUAUACAAAAGCAAACAAGUCCAUCAGUGACAAGAGUGACAACUUUAUUUUGCCAUUUUAAUCCCUGAAACCAGAGUGAGAGGGUAUAGGUGCAGCCAAGCAGCUGGAGAAACAGACAUGUUUUUACAUUUUCCAUAGAAAGUGUUCACAGUAAAAAAUACAUUUGACUGUAAGAAGUCUGUAUUGAGGUUUUCUGCCAGAAGACCAUCAGUGUGUUUACAUGCACAGCUUAAUCGGACUAAGCUCAUAACUCUUUUUUUUUUUUUUUUCCCGAAUCGGACUCUUCUACUUGUCCGUGUAUACGUGUAGCUGAGAAAAUAGAAUUGUUGACAUGAACGUGUCCUCCUCCCCAAAAAUAGGGGGCAAUAUGGGUUUUCUCAGCUGUGCUGUUUCUGGUUGACCCAACUACAACAGCAGGUCUGUGCCAGACGUCAGAAGUUGCUGGGCAUUUUCGAGCAAGAAGAUGGAGCGUCAUACAGCGUUGUUUUUGUUGUACAUGAUGUACGCGCUACUUUUUGCUACAGAUGAGGUGCAUGCUACUCCUCUUCUCUGGUGUUUUUGUUCCGGGGUUACAGGGGCGUGGUGCAUGUGCACAUGCAUUGUCCUAUCAUACUCCACUGGUUACAUGGUAGAGAAACUCAAAUUCCAGUCGCAUUAUCUGGGUGUCUUAAUCGGAGUUCUCAAACUCUGUUUAUAGUUGGACUAAGUUGUUAACAUGCACUUCAGUUGUCCGGUCCUAAUUGGAGUAAGGCAAUAAAUUCAGUUUUCUUGAGUGUCAUGUAAACAUACUGACUGUUUAAGCAUAUAGAGAGCUAGGUAUGCAUGAAGCGCUUUGUCAACAGGGGCGCCAAAAUUGGCACGAACCAAAAGUUAUACACUGGAGCUUUAAGCAACAAACAGGAUUUUUUCGACAGAAAGUGCAUUCUUAAAAUGUAAAUAUAUCAUAAUGAAAAAAAAAAAACAUGCACCAUGGGAUUUAAUGUUAUGUACUAAAAAAACAAUGAGGGAUGAACACUUACUUUGAGACACACUUCCUAGAAUUUUCAAAAGCUUUGGUUCUCUGAUUUAACUUCAAAACACUCAAGAAAGUGAGUGAGAAUCAGUGAUGUUCAAUACAGGGGGGGCUAUUGUAAAUGAUCCUCUGAUUCAGAAAGGUACUAAAAUACUUUGAUAUCAAGUCUCACUCAUGACAGCAAGUAGUUGUCUUGGUUUGACCUGUGCCAACAUGUAACUCAGUAUACUCCUCACUUAGCAUAAAAGUUUCUCUCCUUUUCCUUUGGUGUAUUGAGUGCCUAUCUCUCUCUGAAAACUGCAGCUGACUUAAGUAUUCACUUGUGUCCACAGGUUAUUGACGCUGUCAGAGUCACUUAUUACUCGAAGCUGACAGACCCAAACCACUGAUCAGUGCAUGGCAGGUGGUGGAAUGCAAACAUAUGAGAACAAGUUAAACACUGACAAAUCCCCAAAUAGGCCAUAGACUUACAAGUAAUUGUUUAUUAAAAUAAGCAAAAAUAUGUAUUUUAAGUCUAUUUAAACAUUAUAAAGGUCAUCACCAUGGGAACAUUUAAUGAAAUGCAAGUGCCAUGAAGCAAUACAGCUUGAUUUGGGUAGGCUAACACUUAAUUCGAGCCGGUUCCAAACAUUUGAUUCAGGUUAGCUUACAAUUCAAAAGUUUUAUCACGUAACAGCCUAAAGCUCUUGACAGAAAUGUUAGUCCUUCUGACAGUUAUUUUGACAUGAAAUAUAAAGAACGAAAACAGAAAUGUCCGAGCUAUGUGCCAGAAAUACAUAUUCCGCUUAUGUAACACCUGACCGAUUGUGUACAUAGCUUUUCUAGUGUCACUCAGGAUCAAACCAAAUAUAAGCAUCCUCUCAUAUUGACCCAGCAGCCCAAGUGU